This is a messenger RNA of Nannospalax galili (Upper Galilee mountains blind mole rat), 2808 nucleotides long. RefSeq names its product KRAS proto-oncogene, GTPase (gene Kras). The record is from RefSeq and is a predicted model, not a curated record. Gene Ontology annotation, biological process: Ras protein signal transduction. NCBI's taxonomy places the organism in Eukaryota, Metazoa, Chordata, Mammalia, Rodentia, Spalacidae. Gene Ontology annotation, molecular function: GTPase activity; GDP binding; GTP binding. The coding region runs from base 25 to 594 and encodes 189 amino acids. Gene Ontology annotation, cellular component: plasma membrane. The transcript has 6 exons.
GUCGCGGACGGAGGCCUGCUGAAAAUGACUGAAUAUAAACUUGUGGUAGUUGGAGCUGGUGGCGUAGGCAAGAGUGCCUUGACGAUACAGCUAAUUCAGAAUCACUUUGUGGAUGAAUAUGAUCCUACGAUAGAGGAUUCCUACAGGAAACAAGUAGUAAUUGAUGGAGAAACCUGUCUCUUGGAUAUUCUCGACACAGCAGGUCAAGAGGAGUACAGUGCAAUGAGGGACCAGUACAUGAGAACUGGGGAGGGCUUUCUUUGUGUAUUUGCCAUAAAUAAUACUAAAUCAUUUGAAGAUAUUCACCAUUAUAGAGAACAAAUUAAAAGAGUAAAAGACUCUGAAGAUGUACCUAUGGUCCUAGUAGGAAAUAAAUGUGAUUUGCCUUCUAGAACAGUAGACAAAACACAGGCUCAGGACUUAGCGAGAAGUUAUGGAAUUCCUUUUAUUGAAACCUCAGCAAAGACCAGACAGAGAGUGGAGGAUGCUUUUUAUACACUGGUGAGAGAGAUCCGACAAUACAGAUUGAAAAAAAUCAGCACAGAAGAAAAGACUCCUGGCUGUGUGAAAAUUAAAAAAUGCAUUAUAAUGUAAUCUGGGUGUCGAUGAUGCCUUCUAUACAUUAGUUCGAGAAAUUCGAAAACAUAAAGAAAAGAUGAGCAAAGAUGGUAAAAAGAAGAAAAAGAAGUCAAAGACAAAGUGUAUAAUUAUGUAAAUACAAUUUAUACUUUUUUCUUAAGGAAAACUUAAGUAAAAGUGAUAAUUUUUGUACAUUACACUAAAUUAUUAGCAUUUGUUUUAGCAUUACCUAAUUUUUUUUUCUGUUCAUGCAAACUGUCAGCUUUUAUCUUAAAUGCUUAUUUUAAAAUGACAGUGGAAACCUCUUUUUCUUCCAAGUGCCAGUGUUCCCGGAGUUUUGGUUUUAAACUGGCAAUGCCUGUGAAGAAGGAACAAGGCCAGGACUGUCUUGGGGCUUUGGUGCAUGCAGUUGAUUACAUCUUCAUUUUCUUACAAUUGUGACUGUUAGUGUGAAACAAAAUAACGAAGCUUUUGAAUCAUCCCUACUGUGUGUUUUAUCUAGUCACAUAAAUGGAUUUAACUAGUAAUUACAGCUUCUGUUGAGACAUUAUGGUUGUUUUUUCUGAGACACUGAGGGGUUGCGAUUCAUGGGCUUCUUUUUGAUUUCACUGCUGGCAUGCCCUGUGGUUCGCCACCUUCAUAGAUGUACAGAUGUGCUGUUCACAGAGGGCUUCUUUCUUUCCACUGCUAUUAUCCUGCCACUUACAGAAAUACUAUAUUUUUUCUAUAAAAAAGGGGAAAAAUGGAAAAAAAAAAAAAAGGCAAUGGAAACUAGUAAAAGGCCAUUGAAUUUCCAUGUUAGCUAAAUUACUGUAAGCUUUUCCUGUUAGGGCAGCCUCAAAUGAAGUAGUAACCAUUUGGGGCUGUAUUUACAUGCUACUAAAUUUUUAGAAUUACUGAAACAUAUAUAAAACAUUUUCAUAGGGAUUAAAUAUAACCCCCCCGGCCCAUGUCAGAAGCUCACUCUUAGCACAACUUUUCUUUCUUGAACUUAAGUCUUUGAAAAUAGCUUUUAUUCUGGUUGUGAAGUUGAACAUGAGGUGAGCCAGUUGUCCCUUAGUAGGUGUUGAGGAGACCAAGGUUGGGAACCUGUGAUGAGUUUCACUGGGUUUUCUAGCACAUCCUGCAUGCAGCAUGGCCAUGUAGUGCUUGGUCAAAAUGGGAGACCAGGAAAGAGUUUGGACAGCUCAGAAAGAUGCAUUCUCACCAUGUGCUAGUCCUACGGACAAAUCAAGACACGACUUGUAAUUUAAAAAAAAACAAAAAACACAGAACUUAAAACACUUUGUACAUGUUUUAAGCUUAAAAGUUGAGAUUUGGGGGCAGGAGGCUACGACAGUAAAUCUAAAACCAUGAAGUGAGAGAAUUUGAAAGACGUUUGGCAGUCUCUCAACUCUGGCUGAAGAAACCUUUCAUAAAUACUUAUUGAAUCUGACCCAUAUUGAAGAAUGUCUAAUGGUUUAAGAAUGGCUAACAUGAAGAGCAGUUUUGGGUGCAUUUAUAAGUAUCACUUCAAAUACUGAAGUAGGUGAUGUAGUGAGAGUAAAAGUACCACUGGACUGGGAGAAGGUGGCAAGUACUGGGUAUCUAUUAGAAGUCUGACUUUAGGCAAAUCACUGUCUCCUUCAUGUUAAAUCAUCUCAAAGGCUUUCUAACUUCACAGCUAUGCAAUUUAUAUUCAGUUUACAUAGAUAGAUCUAGUUGUCAAGCUCAGCACAAUCUGUAAUGUUUUUACGUGCAUUAUCAUCUUCAAUGCCAGUCUUGGGCAAAAUUGUGCAAGAGGUGAAGUUUGUAUUCGAGUUACUCUCCAGUUUCAGGACUCCUUCCAACAUUCAUGUCACUUUGCCUGCCUGACCAUCCACAUGCCCCAUGACUUGGUGUAAUUUUAAUACUUUAGUCUCUCCCACCUCAAGUUUUAUUGCUGCUACGGACGCCUCCGUGAAGGUUGCCCACGAAGGUACAUAGCAUUGCCUUGCAUGUUUCUUAAGAUAGUCUGACAGAUACUGUAAGGGGAUUUGAACUAAUAGCUAAAGUUCAGGUGGUAGCUAUAACAAUUUAAUCUUUGACCCUCAUCUCUUUGCUACCUGGGCCACUGGUGACUAAGUAGGAGUUUCAGAGUCAGUGUCAAUACGUAGAACUGUCCAGUAGAAGAAUUUAAUGCAGUGCUGAAUCUACAUUUAGGGCUUACCCUGGUAACAGUGACAUAUUCCACUCUUUAAAUAAGUAAAA